Galendromus occidentalis (western predatory mite) is the source of this 1715-nucleotide messenger RNA. Its product is annotated as beta-1,4-glucuronyltransferase 1. Gene Ontology annotation, molecular function: glucuronosyltransferase activity. Gene Ontology annotation, biological process: protein O-linked glycosylation via mannose. The record is from RefSeq and is a predicted model, not a curated record. Bases 194 to 1555 code for a protein of 453 amino acids. Gene Ontology annotation, cellular component: Golgi apparatus. The transcript has 4 exons. NCBI's taxonomy places the organism in Eukaryota, Metazoa, Arthropoda, Arachnida, Mesostigmata, Phytoseiidae.
ACCACCUCGAAACUUCAGAUGGUAGCAAGUUGGUCAGUACUGCUCAUAGUUUUAUUUAGUUCAAGUGUUUCUGACCGCGAAAUCGGCUGAUUGGAGAACGUUUCAUCUGAAGUGUUUCCUGCUGAAACUAUCGAAUGGCAUCAAAUGGAUAGCGUUGUGGAUGAUAUGAGCGUAUACACGGUAAGCCUCCAGGAUGGGUCACACAAAGUUUGCUUAUCGGAGCGGUCGUGGAGUUUUCGGUCGCGGUUUCCGGCGACGUGCCACGGUUGUCUUGGCCGCAUUAGUAUUCGUGGUCCUUGUGAACACCACCGCCGCGCUGAUCGCGUCCGACUUCAACGCACAUAGUGCCUGGAAGCUCGUGUGGACCAAUCGUGCCUUCAUGUUCCGAGAGUCCAAUGUUACAACCACCACAGUUUCCACGGUUAUUAGUACAGGCUUCGAUAUGCCGACAUUCAAUCUUCGGAACGUCAGAUUGGACCGGUCGGGGCACUAUCGAAUUUUCGAAGACGUCGUAGUAGCCGAGGACCAGGAGUCCACUUCGAGAUCCCAAGUGUGUUUGGCGACUCUCUCGUCGAUGGAUCGUCUCCUGGGUCUCAUGGAUAUCGCUCAGCACUGGGACGGACCUGUGUCGAUCGCGGUUUUCAUCCGGACCACCGAAGAGCUCCAGGCUCUCCGCCAAUUCAUUCGGAUACUCGGUAUCUGUUCGGAUGCGGUGCGUCUGAACUUCGCCUUCCACCUCGUCCUUCCGAUCAGCAAUCGGAGCCGGAUCGAUCUCCACGCAAAAGAUAUCGUGAGUCGAUCGAGCGAGUCGACCUCGUGCGCAGACCAGCUUAAAUCUCUUUUGCCGGCUCCCCCGCCUGUGCCCAUGAAAUCUCUGAAGAACGUCGAUCUCCUGAAGCUUCUGUUCCCUCAAAACCAUCUGCGAAACGUGGCCCGCGACGGAUGCGAAAGGAUGGGAUCGAGGUUCUUCUUCUUGACAGACAUCGAUAUCAUACCGAAACCAGCCCUAGCGUCCCAACUCAACGAGUUCCUGCAACCACGACAAGCCAGCAAAGAGAUAUUUGUGGUGCCCACGUACGAGAUGCAUGAUCAUGCCGAGAUGCCCCAGAGCAAAACAGACCUUCUAAAAAUGGUCUCUGUGGGCUAUGCGAGACCGUUCCAUAAAAUUGUGUUCAUACAUAACCAGUACGCCACCAACCACGAUCUGUGGGAGCGUAUUCCCAGAAAGAGUCCCGACAAGAUACACGUCGCAUAUAAAAUCAAUAACUACGAAUUUUUCUACGAGCCCUUCUACGUCGCCCCCUUCAGCGUUCCUCGUCACGAUGAACGCUUUGUGGGUUACGGCUUCACUCGAAACACACAGGUGUACGAGACUUACCGAGCGGGGUUCUCGUUUCAAGUCCUCGACGAGGCAUUCGCCGUUCACCGCGGCAUCCAGACUAGGAAGGGCCGGGGCUUCUGGCGCGAGAAACAAAACGUUCAGAAUAGAAGACAUUUCCUCCAAUUCAAAAAAGACAUGCAGACACGCUAUGGCACAGCCAAAGCGACCGUGUAGUCUCCUGAAGAUCGACGCAAGGUAUCAGUGAUGUUACUAUUGCGUAAACGUAUUCCUGAUAUGGGUGUGACGGUUAUUGUGAUGAGCGGGAGGACAUCCUGAAACGAUUGAUAAAGGAAAAGUGAGAUAGGAGGGAAGAACAGACAGCAGCGUGCUCCUC